Leptidea sinapis is the source of this 998-nucleotide messenger RNA. It is a transcript of the gene Rpi, whose product is annotated as ribose-5-phosphate isomerase. NCBI's taxonomy places the organism in Eukaryota, Metazoa, Arthropoda, Insecta, Lepidoptera, Pieridae. Bases 145 to 936 code for a protein of 263 amino acids. The transcript has a single exon. Gene Ontology annotation, cellular component: intracellular membrane-bounded organelle. Gene Ontology annotation, biological process: pentose-phosphate shunt, non-oxidative branch; D-ribose metabolic process. Gene Ontology annotation, molecular function: ribose-5-phosphate isomerase activity. The record is from RefSeq and is a predicted model, not a curated record.
UUGUCAAUAUUUAUGAACAUGUGCCGCGCAUGCCCAAUGCUAAAAUUGGAAUGUAUUGACUUGAGUUGAGUAUACAAAUAGUUUGUUUAUAGAUAGUAUUAGUAGUAUUUUGGCUCGUAUACAAACUCUAUAAAUAAUUGCUGGAUGAUAUCGAGUACAUUGGUCAAGGUGCAACAACACUUUUGUCGUAAUAAAAAAAUUGCAUUAAGGGCUCGGCAUCAGUUCAACGAAAUGUCCUUAGAGCAAGCUAAACAAGUGGCUGCGUACAGAGCAGUGGACGAGUUUGUUAAAAAUGAUAGCAUAUUUGGUGUUGGAAGUGGUUCAACGGUUGUUUACGCAGUGCAGCGAUUAGCUGAGAGAGUCGAAACUGAAAAUUUAAAAGUGGUGUGUAUUCCUACUUCCUUUCAAGCUAAACAGCUGAUCAUAAAACAUAACCUUAUCCUAGGCGAACUUGAAACUAACCCGGUCAUAGAUGUAACAAUUGAUGGUGCAGAUGAGGUUGAUAGGAAUAUGACACUAAUCAAAGGAGGUGGAGGUUGUUUACUUCAGGAAAAAAUUGUUGCUUCUUGUUCAAAGAAACUUAUUAUUAUAGCAGACUAUACAAAAGAUUCACAGAAACUAGGUGAUAGAUAUAAGAAAGGAAUUCCUAUAGAAGUUAUUCCCAUGGCUUAUAUGCCUAUAAAGAAUAAAAUUAUCUCUAUAUAUGGAGGGGACAUCAAACUGCGCAAUGCAAUUGCGAAAGCAGGCCCAGUUGUGACUGACAAUGGUAAUUUUAUAUUGGAUUGGAUGUUUACAAAUCAGGAUUUGGACUGGGAGAAAGUUAGCAACAUCAUAAAGUUGAUACCUGGUGUUGUUGAAAUUGGACUGUUUGUAAAUAUGUGCCAUAAAGCAUAUUUUGGACAACCAGAGGGUUCUGUUAUUGAAAGAUCUGUUUAGUUAUCAUGAAUUUAUUUUUUGUUACUUUUUUAAGUUGAAAUAUAGUGUAUUUUUAUAGAAAA